AGGACCCUUAAUUUAAUAGUUUAGCGUACUUCACAACGGCACCGUCAUUCCUGAGCUCUUUCUCUAUCGCACAUCGUUAUUUUACAAAAAUGGCCAAGGAAUCUAAGGGUACCAAGCGUUCUACCAUCCACGACGUUGUCGCUCGCGAGUACACUAUUCACUUGCACAAGCACGUCCACGGCAGAUCCUUCAAGAAGCGUGCUCCUCAUGCUAUCAAGGCCAUCAAGUCUUUUGCCCAAUCUAAGAUGGGCACUUCCGAUGUCCGCAUCGACCCCAGCCUGAACAAGCAGAUCUGGUCCAAGGGUGUCAAGACCGUCCAGCACCGCAUCCGUGUCCGCCUGUCGCGCAAGCGUAACGACGAUGAGGAAGCCAAGGAGAAGUUGUACACCUACGUUUCGUACGUUCCCGUCACCUCCUUCAAGGGUCUCGAGACCCAGGUUGUCGACGAGUAAAUCUCCUUUCGCCCUAACAUCAAGGCCUCAGCACUUUGCUUGGAAAUCCACAGGAGGGAGUGCUCUUAUUCAAUAAACUCUUCAUCGGCUCAAUUCGGUUCUUACCCAACCAACGAUGUAGACGAACCCAUCAUGCUGGGAAGACUCGAAGUACCUGGAAAAUCGGCUCACAGCCGUUCUCCAGUGAAAAGAGUUCUCUCGCAUGUAAAAGAACAUUAGUGACUGUUUUUCAAUUGUUGGCAAUUCAAUCUUGAGAUAUAUGUAUAAAAAGGCGGGAUUCCUUCUCCUCUUUAUCUCUGUAUUUUGCUUUGCGGCAGUGAGAAUCAUACGAUGUCAGAGUCCGUCUACACAACUUGUCAUUUUAUCGUGCUAUCAAUGAUCGACGGUAUGAACACCAGACCAAAAUACAUUAAGCAACUGUUAGAAGUGUUCAGCCCAAAGGUAUGUGCGAUACAUAGCUGAUAUAGUGCAAUCUUGCGAGACCAAUAAAGAUGAUG
Molecule: messenger RNA, 949 nt
Organism: Gamsiella multidivaricata
Lineage: Eukaryota; Fungi; Mortierellomycota; Mortierellomycetes; Mortierellales; Mortierellaceae
Product: ribosomal protein L31e-domain-containing protein
Exons: 3
Coding region: 90-452 (120 amino acids)
Biological process (GO): cytoplasmic translation
Cellular component (GO): ribosome; cytosolic large ribosomal subunit
Molecular function (GO): structural constituent of ribosome
Source: RefSeq, a predicted model, not a curated record